AUGAAUGAAGAUGGGCCAUUAGUUCGUAACUCUCUAUUACGUAACAGAAGUCGUUCUUAUGAAUAUCAAACUUCAAGAAUUGAGACGAAUAAGUCAAGAAAAACAUUAAACCUGAAAGAUGAUAAUUCGGAGGAUAUUACCAACUUUUCUGCGUCUGAUCCACUGGAAGUCUUCAAUGAUAAAGAUUCAAAUAAGAACCAAGAUAUAGAGAAGGAUGAAAAGCAAUUAGAAUCCAUAGACUACCCAUAUUUUAAAUAUGCCAACUAUACGUCAUUAAUGUUGGAAAACAAAGGCUCCGUAGCCAGAGAUCAUUUAUCAAAUGAAAGAACAUUUUUGGCAUGGACAAGAACUGCUCUGGCAUUCAUUUUGGUAGGUGUUGGCUUUACUCAAUUCUAUCGUAUUGAGCAAAAGACUGCUGCUGCUGCUUUUGAUGAUACCAGAUUUAAGAUUCAUGAAGAUCAUUUGCAUGUAACAUUUAAACAAUUAGGUAAGCCAUUGGGUACAUUAAGUUUUGCACUAGCAGGUAUCACGCUACUUUUUGGUGUUUACAGAUAUUAUCAAGUGCAGAUGAUGCUAACAAGAGAUUUUUAUCCUGCCACAAGAAUAACAGUUAUUGUAUUACUAAUAAUUAAUCUUGUUAUUCUCAUAUUACUCUUGAUCCUAAAUAUAAAGGUAACUGUGUAA
This is a messenger RNA of Debaryomyces fabryi, 684 nucleotides long. Its product is annotated as DUF202 domain-containing protein. NCBI's taxonomy places the organism in Eukaryota, Fungi, Ascomycota, Pichiomycetes, Serinales, Debaryomycetaceae. Bases 1 to 684 code for a protein of 227 amino acids. The record is from RefSeq and is a predicted model, not a curated record. The transcript is spliced from 2 exons.